GGUAGGAUCUCCACCCAUAAAAGGCUUCUGGAGCCUGGACCCCAGGGACCCCAGGCAGCUAAAACGCAGCUGCCGCCACUGCCGCGUGCUCUGCCCACAGGUUUGCUGUGCCAGUGUUGCGUUGCUCUCCUGACCAGCCACAGACAUGACGGAGCGCCUGUCCGCUGAGCAGAUCAAGGAAUACAAGGGGGUCUUUGAGAUGUUUGAUGAGGAGGGCAACGGGGAGGUGAAGACCGGAGAGCUGGAGCGGCUCAUGAGCCUGUUGGGCAUCAACCCCACCAAGAGCGAACUGGCCUCCAUGGCCAAGGACGUGGACAGAGACAACAAAGGCUUCUUCAACUGUGAUGGUUUCUUGGCGCUGAUGGGGAUUUACCAUGAGAAGGCCCAGAACCAGGAGGGAGAGCUGAGGGCAGCGUUCCGGGUCUUCGAUAAGGAGAGCAAGGGCUACAUCGACUGGAACACACUCAAGUACGUGCUCAUGAAUGCAGGGGAGCCCCUCAACGAGGUGGAGGCUGAGCAGAUGAUGAAAGAGGCAGACAAGGACGGAGACGGGACCAUCGACUAUGAGGAGUUCGUGGCCAUGAUGACCGGAGAGUCCUUCAAGCUGGUUCAGUAAGAGCAGCUGCUGUGGCUCUAGGAGGCCUGCCCAGGAGGCCAUGGCCUGCCACUGCCUGCCCUGCCCCUCACUGUGUCAAAUAAAUGCUGCAAUCUGA
Molecule: messenger RNA, 713 nt
Organism: Ictidomys tridecemlineatus (thirteen-lined ground squirrel)
Lineage: Eukaryota; Metazoa; Chordata; Mammalia; Rodentia; Sciuridae
Gene: Calml6
Product: calmodulin like 6
Cellular component (GO): myosin II complex
Molecular function (GO): calcium ion binding
Source: RefSeq, a predicted model, not a curated record